This is a messenger RNA of Portunus trituberculatus (swimming crab), 2107 nucleotides long. It is a transcript of the gene Elp4, whose product is annotated as elongator complex protein 4-like. The transcript has 3 exons. NCBI's taxonomy places the organism in Eukaryota, Metazoa, Arthropoda, Malacostraca, Decapoda, Portunidae. The coding region runs from base 365 to 1492 and encodes 375 amino acids. Gene Ontology annotation, cellular component: transcription elongation factor complex; elongator holoenzyme complex; cytoplasm. Gene Ontology annotation, biological process: tRNA wobble uridine modification. The record is from RefSeq and is a predicted model, not a curated record.
UAUAGUUGUGGGCGAGAUGGGCCCGUGCCGAAGUGUCGGGAAGACUCAUGGUGGUCGUGUGUUUACCUCGUCAGCUGAGAGGGAAGCUAAGAAAUGUGCCCAUACACCAUAGCGUAGCAUUGAUUCGUGGACUGUAUGAUAGCACCCUUUAUCCUGAGCUGCAAGAUGCACUAUUUAAAUCAGUAGUAGGCUGCAACGCCGACUUGCAAAGAGUAAAAGUGACAAGUUUCAGAAUAAUGCAAAACUAACUGAAUCACACAAUGAGGGAAGCAUGAGGUGAUGAUGUGUGAGUUGUGAGGCAUCAUUGGUCACUGCCAGCACUUCAUUACUUCCACUCAUUACAAGUUGCCUUCAUAACUGCAAGAUGUCAGGAGUGGGUGCAGUGAGCAGCUUCCACAAGAGAGGCAAGGCGCGGGUGGUGAGCAUCCCCGGGGCACGGCCAUCAGUGCACAACUCUCAGCUGCUGCUGUCCACUGGCAUGCCAUCCUUGGACCACCUGCUGGGGGGUGGCCUGCCCGUGGGAUCCAUCCUGCUGGUGGAGCAGGACCGCCAUGACGUGUACAGCAAGCUGUUCCUCAAGUACUACCUGGCCGAGGGCGUCAUGAGCGGCCACAUGCUGACCCUGGCCAGCCUAGAUGAGUCUCCCCAGACCCUGAUGGCCACCCUGCCAGCCUCCACUGACAGGGAGGUGGAUGAGGACUCUGCCACCACCACGGACCAGCAGAUGACCAUUGCCUGGCGGUACCAGAGCCAGAGUGCACCGCCAGCCAGCCUGGCCAGUGCUAACCGCUUCAGUCACAACUUUGACCUGCUUGGAACCAUGGAGGAGGACCAGGUGGCCAAGGUGGACACUUGUCUGUUCGACGGCAGCGAAGUGGAGUCGGCGGCCUCCACUGGGUACUACUGGCCGCUGCUGCAGCAGAUUGAGAGGCGGAUAGCGGACGGCGGUCUCUCCACGGCAUGCAACAAGGCCAAGACUAAUGUGAUGCGGCUGGCAGUGCACGGCCUGGCCUCGCCACUCUGGGGGUGGGAAUUCAGCCGCCUGGAGAAGGACCACCAGUGGCACAGACUCACCACCUUCCUGUAUGGCCUCCGCGCUUUGGUGCGUUCCUCAUUCUCUGUGUGCAUGGUGACUGUCCCCUCCCACCUCUUUCAUGACAUGGCCCUUCUGCGCCGCCUGCAGGCCUUGGCAGACUUUGUGGUGCGGCUGGAGUCCUUUCAAGGCUCAGACAAGGAGACCAACCCAAUCUUUAAAGACUACCAUGGUCUGUUCCACGUGGUGAAGCUGGCAGCCAUCAACACCCUGGUGCCACCGCUGCUGGAUGCCACAGACUGGGUGUUCAAGCUGAGGAGGCGCCGCAUGGUUAUUGAGAGGCUGCACUUGCCGCCUGAACUGUCCGAGACUGUCAGCAGGAGCCAGGAAGACACCCUCACCAAACCCAACACUCUGGCAUGCAUGGGAGACAAACUGCCCAGGAAUCUGGAGUUUUAGGUGUGUGUGUGUGUGUGUGUGUGUGUGUGUGUGUGUGUGUGUGUGUGUGUGUGUGUGUGUGUGCACCAAACUGGAGUGAAACAUAGCCAGCAGUCAAGUGUUCAUUGUUCACCACUGACUGACAUGUGAGUGUAAUGCUUGGUGAUGUUAAAGUGAAAUGUGUUAUCUGAAAGGCUGGAACCAAGUUGGCCUCUAUUCUGGAAAUCUUUCUCUUUUUACAUUUUGAAAUAAGCAUCCAAGUCACUUUUCUCCUUUUUUGUACCUUUGGAUGGUUCCUUCUUUCACACACUACUUGUAUGAGAACUCCUGUGGACCCAGAGCACAGGGAAACAGGAGACAGACAUGGUGAGGUGCUGCAUUGUAUGAUUCUCUCUCUCUCUCUCUCUCUCUCUCUCUCUCUCUCUCUCUCUCUCUCUCUCUCUCUCUCUCUCUCUCUCUCUCUCCAGCACAAAUAUAACAUAGCUUAGUGAGUGAAUUGAUUCCCUGUGUUGCUGACAUCCCAAGAUUCAUGACUCACAGUAUUUUAGAAACAAUCUUGUGUAACUUCUGCUUAAAAGAUUGGCACUGGGGUUGACAAGACAGUGAAAGUAUUUCUAUUAAAGCCUUUUAUAAUGA